This is a messenger RNA of Plutella xylostella (diamondback moth), 1495 nucleotides long. Its product is annotated as phospholipase B1, membrane-associated. NCBI's taxonomy places the organism in Eukaryota, Metazoa, Arthropoda, Insecta, Lepidoptera, Plutellidae. The record is from RefSeq and is a predicted model, not a curated record. Gene Ontology annotation, molecular function: glycerophospholipase activity. Gene Ontology annotation, biological process: phospholipid metabolic process.
GGCUCACACGUUGUGCAAGAGUGGAGGCGCCCGCGCCGCGCGGCCCGGCACAAUCCCGCCACACGCGCGCCGGCGCUGGCGAAAAAAAAACAUUCGUCUCACCAGCCAGUAAAACCCACCCCAAAAAAAGUAUUUGGCAUAGUGCUUGCAGAGAUAUUUUUUUGUGAGUGUCACGCAUAGGCAAAGGUUGCGCCGUUACAGCCAGGAUAAUGCUCUCGUAUGUCGUUUGCUGAAACCUCGUGCGGAGGGCGUCAGUGCUGUGAGGUGUGAUGGUGGCAGGAUGUGGUGGCUCCUGGGGCUGUUGUUGGUGAACGAGGCGCUCGCCGCCAAUAGCACCGCCGGAGGAUUCGGGUGGUCGCUCCGCUACCCGACCCGCAAGUCGCACGUGCGUCGCCAGCGCGCCAUCCCCGCGUCCACGCCCUUCUUCUGCCCCGUGGCGGGCGCGCGCAGCCCGCAGCGCCCGGCGUCCGUGCACCGGCUGCGGCCCGGAGACAUCGACGUGGUGGCGGCUAUAGGGGACUCGCUGGUCGCCGGGAAUGGUGCGCUGGAGGAGUUUGCGCUGGGAGCUGUCAUUGAAUACCGGGGAGUCUCCUUCUGUGCAGGCGGCGACGCGACCUGGCGUGAGGUCCUCACCCUGCCCAACAUCCUGCGUGAGUUCAACCCGGCGCUGCGCGGCUUCAGCACCGGCACCGGCGAGUGGCUCGCCAAGAACUCACGGCUCAAUGUCGCCUUCCCCGUCGCUUCCGACAUGGACGCCUUCAAGCAGGCCAAGGUGCUGGUGGCCCGCAUGCGCGCCUCCCCCGACAUUGACAUGGAGCAGGACUGGAAGAUGGUGACCAUCUUCAUCGGCGCCAACGACCUGUGCUCGGCGUCCUGCCACUCGCCCGUCGCCUGGUCACCCACCGCUCACGCGAGGAAGUUAGCGAAGGCGAUUGAUUACCUGGCGGCUCAUUUGAAGAGGACUUUUGUUAAUGUUGUGCCGGUUUUGGACGUAUCCGUAUCGAUCCGCGUGCUCCGGCCGCUCUCCUGCCGCGCCAUGCACGCGCUGUUCUGCUCGUGCUUCCACCGCGGCGGCGGCGAGCUGCACGACCUGGUCCGCAUGGCUAGGUUGUACCAGAAGGCAGAGCUUCAGUUGAUCGAGAGCGGUCGCUACGACACUCGCGACGACUUCACCGUGGUGCUGCAGCCCUUCAUGAGACUCUUCAACGCGCCCUACCCGCCGCGCCUGCCUAUGCCGCUCGUCAUACACCAGUCUUAUAUCACGCAUGACUGCUUCCACUUCUCGCAGAAGGGACAUGCGCUGGCGGCAAACCUGCUCUGGAACAACCUGCUCGAGCCAGUAGGUAACAAGAGCGACAACAGCCCUCCAGUACUGCUGCGCUCCUUCAACUGUCCCAGCGAGGACGCACCCUACCUCUUCACCGCCGCCAACACCAAGACCUACUUGGCCACUGGCCGGCAAGAAGACAACGAGUUAUGACCGACAGAAAAAGAA